AUGUGGGACCUUGGGGCCAAAUGCUGGGCCAGCGCACCGGCUGCUGAGCAUGAUGGUACCCCCCAUGGUCAAUCAUCCGAUGCGCCUGACGAAAGAGGAGAAAAGACUAUGCCCGUCGAAAACACUUUCUUCCACUCUGACGACAGCAGCGAGGACGGAAGUGUUCAAAAUGGUGUGCGCGAAGUCGAAGCUGUUACCUCGGCAUGGGAUACCAAAUCUUUGAUCCUCGUGUUCUUCUUCAUCUACGUGAUUUACACAGUCGAUUCGAUGCAUUCUACCAUGUCCACCGCAUUCUCAGCUUAUGUCACCAGUGAUUUCUCACUGCAUUCUCUCACGGCCACUACCGGUAUCCUCUCGAGCAUUCUCGGAGGUCUGUCACGCUUGCCUCUCUCUAAAAUCAUCGACGUAUGGGGUCGUCGUGAAGGUUUCGCCGUCAUGGCAUGCUUCUUGACUGUUGGUCUCGUCAUGAUGGCGGGUUGCAACAACGUCGAAACCUAUGCUGCGGCUCAAGUCUUUUACUGGAUAGGUUACACUGGUAUUCAGUAUAUCGUGGCAGUCAUGAUCGCAGAUGCUACCAGCCUGCGCAACCGUGGAAUUGUGUAUGGUAUCGUCUCGACGCCCUACCUCUUCACCACAUUCGCUGCCGGUCCUGCUGCGACAAACUUCAUCAACGGCCCAGGCUGGCGAUGGGGCUUUGGUACCUUUGCCAUCGUCACACCUGUCAUGUGCUUGCCUGUGUUGCUGAUCUUCACCUUGAACAAGCGAAAGGCGAAGAAACUUGGUACAUACACCAAAAGACCAGAUAGCGGCCGCACUAUGAUGCAGUCCAUCAAGCACUACGCCAUCGAGCUUGACGUCCUCGGCCUGCUCCUGAUUUGCGGUGGUCUUGCCCUCUUUUUGCUUCCCUUCAGCUUGUACUCUUACCAAGCCAAGCAAUGGCGAUCACCGAUGAUCAUCUGUAUGUUGGUCUUUGGUAUCAUCACUCUCAUCCUGUUUGGAGUCUACGAGAAGUUCUUCGCUCCCAAGAGCUUCUUGCCCAUCGCCCUACUGUCCAAUCGCACGGUCCUUGGGUCAUCAAUCUAUGGUGCAUUGGCCUUUGUCAGCUUUUACAUCUGGAACAGCUUCUUCUACUCUUUCUUGAUCGUCGUCAACGACCUUUCGAUCUCGAAGGCUGUCCUCAUCCGCAACAUUUACACACUUGGAUCCUGCUCCUGGGCUAUCAUCGUAGGUCUCCUCAUCAGAUUUUCAGGUCGCUACAAGUGGCUUGCUCUUUACUUUGGUGUCCCUCUGAGCGUUCUCGGCGUCGGUUUGAUGGUCGCCUUCCGUCAACCAGAUGUUAACAUUGGCUUCAUCGUCAUGUGUCAAGUGUUCAUUGCUCUGGGUGGCGGAACAACCGUCAUCUGCCAGCAGAUCGCCGUCAUGGCCGCCGUCACCCAUCAAGAAGUCGCGGUUGCCCUUGCCAUCCAGUACGCAUUCACUAGCAUUGGAGGAGCAAUCGGUAGCUCCAUCGCAGCCGCAAUCUGGACCGGCGUUUAUCCUGCCAGGCUCCAGGCUUAUCUUCCGCCAGAGUCUCAAGCCAACUUUACUCAAAUUUACGGCAGCAUCGUCGUCCAAUCUUCGUACGCAGUCGGCAGUCCGACUAGGGAUGCGAUUGCAAGAUCCUACGGUGAGGCUCAGCGUUACAUGCUGAUCGCAGCUACCUGCUUCCUUGCUGUUGGUAUCUUCGCAGUCAUGGUCUGGCACGACAUCAACGUCAAGAAGAACAAGCAGACCAAGGGUCGUGUCUUCUAG
Molecule: messenger RNA, 1791 nt
Organism: Aureobasidium namibiae CBS 147.97
Lineage: Eukaryota; Fungi; Ascomycota; Dothideomycetes; Dothideales; Saccotheciaceae
Product: MFS general substrate transporter
Exons: 2
Coding region: 1-1791 (596 amino acids)
Biological process (GO): transmembrane transport
Cellular component (GO): membrane
Molecular function (GO): transmembrane transporter activity
Source: RefSeq, a predicted model, not a curated record